AUGGAGCUGAGACCUGACACCAGCCACAAGGAGAAUGUGCCCCCCAGGCCGGCCACCCCCCUGAGGCCAGAGCAAUGGAGACUCCGGAAGGGCCUGGCCAGUACACAUGGCCGGUGGGUGCCCGUGGGCCAGGCUGAGAGCAGGGGGGCUGCCACCACACCAUCCCCGGGGGCAGCGCUGUGCCAGGAGCCCUGCCGAGUCCAGAGCAACCUGACCAGCCCCAGCCUGGGCCUCGCCCUGAGGGACACGCCCGAGCUGACCAGCUCAAGCUUCCGACAGCAGAGCAACUUACAGCCCCUGGCCGGGAGGCCCCAAAGACGAGCCCAGGCGUCUGCCAUCCAACAGAGCGACCUGAGCGUCAGGGAGACAAGCGAAAGCUUCUGGCCGCACAGGAUGCCCGGGGGAAGCCCUCUACCCCGAGGGCCACUGGCUUCCCCAGCCUCCCGCCCGAGGUGGUCCCGGCUGCUGUCCACCAAUACCCCCUGCCCAGACAUUGGGCCCGCUGCAGGCCUGGGCCCGCUCGAAGGGCACACACGGCUGGACCCCAGAUCCCAGUGUGUCCUGGGGGGCUGGACCUCCAGGCUCGUGGGGGAACCCCUCAUCCUGCAGGACCUGGCUGCUCCUGCCCAGAGCCAGACUCGGGCUCCGUCCCAAGUUGCCAUUCACCAGCUGCUGGCCUCUGUGCAACGCCUGGAGCGUGAGGCAGUCCGUCUCAGGUGCCAGGCAUCCUGGGAACCCCCAGGCCCUGUGCAGCAGGAGUCCUGGACCAGAGCAGGCCAGAUACUCCCUGCUCACCCCCAGCCCAGCCAGCCUGUUCUUGCUUCCUGGGAUGAGAGGAGGAAACAUACCCAAGGUUUCAGGGAAACUGCAGGUUUCCCGGAAGCACCGGGGGUCCAGGAUGGUCUCUCAGACUCUCAGGCAAGCAGCAAGUCUGCAUCACUGGAGACUGCUUUGGAGAUGCUUCCCGGGGUUGCCCUUGACCCUGAGCAAGGGGUCCUUCCUGCCCACCCUGUAAGACGAGGAGAGAAGUGCUCCCCAGGGACUACAUACGGCAGGGGACAGAGGGAGGACCCCCUGCUCCCUCAAGGGGUGGGCAGCAGGGAGGCCAGACUCUGCUCUUCAGCCUCGUCCAGUUCAGCCCGGGGCAUCCUCCCUGGGCGGGAAGGAGGGGACAGGACCCCGUGGGAGCAGGUCGGCAACGAAGAAGAGAGGCCGGCUUCCGCGUGGAGUAUCACCCUCCAUGCUGGAAAGGCGACGCGGGUGCUGCUGAGCCCCCAGCUCUCCCUGGGACUGGGGACCGGGCCCAUCCCCUGGUCAGCCUGGUCUAUCCCCAGCCAGCAGUGGCUGUCCAGAUGUUUCAGAGCGUGGCGGCACUGGGUGCAGAGGCGGCGGGCAGUGGCAGCGGCCAUGGUGCUGGGCUGCCGGCAGCUGUUGCGCAGGGGCCUACGGGCGCCGCGGUGGACACUGCGGCUCCGGGAGGCCCAGCUGGAGGCGGCGUGGGGACGACACACGCAGGCCCUGCUGGCGCGGACCUUCCAAAAAUGGAGAAACUUGAUUCAGCAGCAGAAACAAGGGCAGUUUCACAUCCAGGCUGGGCCAGGACCCCCAUCCUCUGGGGGAGGCCAGGACCGAGGCCCCUCAGGAAGGAAGCCGGUGGUGGACACCGCCUGGAGAAGCAGGUGGUCUGGGACACCCCAGGUCGAUGGAGGAGACAGGGGAGUCCAGAUCCUGCAGGCUCUGCAACAGCUGGCUGUCUUCCUCCUGUGGUGCCGUCAGAAGGAACGGGCAGGAGAAGGGGGCCGCCCCCAGGCCUGGUGCUCUCCUGCUGCAGAUGCAGCCUGGGUGUCCCCACUGGACACCCGGUGCCAGAGGGCCUGGCUCUGCAGGUGCUUUGGGGCCUGGCAGCGGUUCGCACAAGGAGGGACCCGGUACCGGGACCACAUGGCCACGCGGGCAGGGACCCUGAGGAUGUGCCUGCAGCAGUGGGUGCAGACGAAGCAGCUCCAGGCCUCAGAUGGGGCGAAGGUGACCCAGCUGUCCCUUUGUUGGCGGGAGGCAGGUGAGCGAGUGCCCCUGGGGGGGGCCACAGCCCACGGCCUGGGGGUGGUGGCCCAGGCCCAGGCGCUGCCCCGGGAGCAAGGCCGGCGCUCCUUGCAGGAAGCCGGCCGGAGGCUGGCCCUCCACCGGGCGCUGCUGCUCUGGAGGACGCAGCUCUCCCAGCGCCAGCGGGCGGACUCCUUCUUCGAGGGCGUGCAGCAGCGGGCGCUGCGUCACAGCCUGAGGGGUUGGCGCCUGAGGGCGCGGGAUCCGGGCAGCGCCAGGACCACCUUGGCCCCAGCGGUUCUGGGCGGUGUCCUGGGAGGAAAGGCCCUGCCGGGCUGCAGGACACCCCGCAGCUCCCUGGAGCAGGCUUCCCGGGCCCCCGCCCUCCUGGAGGUGUUCCGGGUGAGCUUUCUGUGGGCAGCUGGGCAGCAGCAGCAGGGGCGGCACCUUCUGCUCUGGCAGGCGCAAGCCCAGCAGUCCCGGGGCGUGGCAAGGUGGCAUCAGCGCACCCUUCAGAGGCGCAUCCUCCUUGGCUGGAGCCACUGGGCAACAGCCCAGGGGGCCAGGAGAGAGCUGGCUGCCCGCCGGGCCUGGAAUCAGAGAUGCAGGGCCGUGCUGGGCCUGUGGCGGCAGCAGCUGGUGCAGCAGCAGGAGACGGAACAGUGGGCCCGGGUGGGAUGGGGACAGCAGCGACGUGCACUGGGCCACUGGCACUGCUGCUGGCAGAGACAGCAGCUCCUGCGUGAAAAGUAACAGCGGUGUGUGCGGGCCCGCCUCCAGGGCCUGCGCAGGGCCGUGUUCCGGGGCUGGCAGGAGGCAGCAGCUUGUCAGGGACCCACGGCGGCCGGUCCAGAGCAGCUCCUACUGCAGAGCCGCUUCCAGGCCUGGUGUGGAGUAGUGAGAGGCACAGGGAUGCCCCGGGCCAAGGGUCCAGCCUUCCAGGAUGGCCUGAGGAGAUGGGCACCAGGGGCCACAUUUGCCAGUGAAGCCCCAGAAGCUGCAGCCCGGCCUCAGGAGCAGCGCGUGGCCCAGGCCUCCUUCUCCUGCUGGAGAAGCCAAGAACAGGGACACCAGGUGGACAGCAAGCUGAGGAGGGCCGGGCCCAGCCGGCCUUCGUUGCAAGGUGACAGAGAGCCUCCCCUCGGCCCUGCCUCCCAGCUCCAGCUGCUGGGGCGAGGGUCAGCGCCCUACGGGGCCAGAAGGGGACCCAGCUCUGAGACCAAAGACCUCGAGGGCAAAGGCGAGGCCGAGCAAAGGGGUCGUGAUGCCCUUUGCUGUCAGGACACACACCAGGGCCUCUCCCCUCAGGAGGAAGUACCUGCAGCGCUGGCGCCUUGAGGCACUGCUUCGCCGGCUCCGGGGUUCCCUGCAGGCCGCCCGGGCAGCUGCAUGGCAGCGCUGGCUCAGGCAGUGGCACCUGAGGCGGGCCUGGUGACGGUGGGCCUUGCGGCUGCAGGUGUCUCAGCGAUUACAGCAACAAGACGCUGGGUCCAUUCCCAGGCCUUUGAAACAAGGCACCAGCGUCUGGCAGCCAGGGGCCUGAGGGGCAGAGCCAGCAGCAGUGGGAGGCCUCGGAGCAGGCAGGAAGCCACAAGAGCCCCUGUGCUUGGUGGACUUGGGGUGAAGCAGGGGGCCCAGCAGCAGCUGUGA
Globicephala melas (long-finned pilot whale) is the source of this 3693-nucleotide messenger RNA. RefSeq names its product chromosome 1 C1orf167 homolog (gene C1H1orf167). NCBI's taxonomy places the organism in Eukaryota, Metazoa, Chordata, Mammalia, Artiodactyla, Delphinidae. The record is from RefSeq and is a predicted model, not a curated record.